Messenger RNA from Acanthaster planci (crown-of-thorns starfish), 15609 nucleotides. RefSeq names its product dynein beta chain, ciliary. Gene Ontology annotation, biological process: microtubule-based movement. Gene Ontology annotation, cellular component: dynein complex. The record is from RefSeq and is a predicted model, not a curated record. Lineage: Eukaryota; Metazoa; Echinodermata; Asteroidea; Valvatida; Acanthasteridae. Gene Ontology annotation, molecular function: ATP binding; dynein intermediate chain binding; dynein light intermediate chain binding.
CCCACGGACGCCAUGUUGAAUCAAUAAUUUUGUGUAGGAGCGAGGAGACCAGCGACUAAGUUCUAAAAAAUCAAGUUUAUCGUCAAUAAACCCCAUGAAUCUGAAUUUAAUGUACCGUGGAAGAAAAGCCGUUGCCACACUGAGGUAUUUUUCCUGCAGUUGUAACGUUGACUGGUUGUGAAACACAAAGGCGCUUGUUUUUUUGACGAUAUUUCGGGCAUCUGAAUUUCGCGUAGGAACUAAGGCGGGCCCUCGGCCUAACUGCUAGAUCCAGAAUCAAGAUGGGGGAUGGAACCGAUGCAAGAUUUGAUUUUAUCUCAGAGUACAUUCUGAAAAGCUACAAACUAAAGCCUGACAAAUGGGCCAAAUGCAUAGGUGUAGAGGACAACAAGCUUCUGAUUCAAGAAUUUCUGGAAAAAGCCGACAUUCCACAGAUUGUCUUCACGGUCAACGCCGCUGGUUUAAUUACACCGUCCUCAGAUUUUCCAGAGACCCUGAAGAACACCAAAGCAAUCUAUUUCAUCAAGAAGAGUAAGGAAGCUCUUGGAAAGGACAACUUCAAACAGAACUUGGUGUAUGGUGAUCUGUCAUAUUCGCCUCUGGAACAGCUCUCUGCUCUUGUUGACGAGGUACUUGUACCCCUCCUGUCUAACCCACGGAAUCACGAGCAGUGGCCCUACGUGGUCUCCCAAGAUGUUUUGAGACAUGUCCAUAACUUGAAGAGCAGCGUGUACGUGGUAGCUGGCCAGGUCAAAGGAAAGACACUCCUGCCGCUGCCCGUCGGUUCCGAGAAAGUGGAAUGUGCCGCGGAAGCAGAAGAAAAGGAUGACUCCUACGACAGAAGCCUGGUACACUCCAUCGAGUCUGUCAUUAUCGAUUGGACACAUCAGAUCCGAGAUGUGCUCAAGAGAGACUCGGCUCAGCCGUUGCUGGAAGGCCUCAACCCAGGCCCCUUUGUGGAGAUUCAGUUCUGGAAGGCCAAGUGUGAGAACUUGGAAUGUAUCUUCCAGCAGCUACGCGAUCCCAAGGUGCGCAAGAUGAAAGAGCUCCUGGAGAGAACGGAGAGCAGCUACCUGCCGUCCUUCAAGAACAUCGAGAGGGAUGUUGAAGCAGCCUUGACUGAGGCCCAGGACAUCACCAUGUACCUGAAGCCACUCGGGGGUCACAUCGAGGGCUUUGAGGAGGUGGACUUCCCCGAGUUGCUCCCCAAGCUCAAACCCCUGAUGCACGUGGUCUGCCUGAUCUGGAGUAACUCGGAGUACUACAACACGGCGCCCAGGAUCAUCGUACUCCUGCAGGAGAUCUGCAACUCGCUGAUUGAGCAUUGUCGCAAUUUCCUGUCACCGGACGAGAUCUUCAAGAUGGAAUGUGAGGAAUCCCUGGAGAAGGUCCGGGGAGCCCUGGCCGUGCUGCGAGGCUACAAGGACCUUUACGAGGAACACCGGGCCAAGCUGAAGGACUACUUCAAGGACGGCCGGGAGCCCAUCCUCUGGGAGUUUGCCCCCUCCAUGGUCUUUGCCCGCUUGGACAAGUUCUUGGAGAGGUUGGAAAUCCUCGAGAAACUCUUUGAGACCAACGUUGAGUUCACCAAGCUGGAGAAGACGGAGAUGGGAGGCAUGAAGGGCCGAAUGCUGAGUGUACAGGUGGAGAAAAUCCACGAAGAGUUCCAGGAAUAUGUCAAGGUCUUUGCCGAGCGGAGCUAUGAUGGCUUGGAUCCGCAGUGCCAGGAGUUCAUAGAUGACUAUGAAGUCUUUGAAAAGCAGGUAUAUGACCUGGAUCGUCGCCUAGGAGCUAUCCUCUGCCAGGGUUUUGAUGACUGCUCUGGUCUGGAAUCAGUCUUUAAGAUGUUGGACUGUUACGGUCCAAUGCUCGACCGACCGGUCAUCAGCGAUGACUUUGAACCCAAGUAUCCCACUCUGCUGACCAUGUUCGACGAGGACCUGGACAACGCCAAAGAAGUGUACGACCAGCAGAUGUCGUCCAUCGCCCAGACGGACGGACAGCCGCCCCUCAACAAGAACAUGCCAGAAAUGGCCGGGGCUCUGAAAUGGUCGAAGGAGCUGGAACAUCGCAUCAGCAACCCCAUGGCUUCCUUCAAGCACAUAGAACACCCGAUUAUCCAGUCAGAUGAGGCCAAGACGAUCUUCACCAAGUAUGAAGAAAUGAUGGACCUCCUGGGCAAAUACAAUGACAGGGUCUACAAGGAUUGGACCGCUGGCGUGGACGACAUCUGUAAAAUCAAUCUCAACCAGCCUCUCAUCACCCGUAACAAGGACACCGAUCUCAUUACCGUCAACUUUGAUCCCAAGCUUGUCGCUGUCCUCCGUGAGGUCAAAUACCUCCUGAUACGCGAGCAGGAUGGCAUCCCGGAGAGCGCGGCCGGCAUCUACAGCAAGCACGAGACGCUGCGCAAGUUCAAUGCCAACCUGGACCUGACAGUGGCCUGGUACAACAAGGUACGGGAGAACGUGCUGGAGGUGGAGUUCCCGUUGAUCGAAGGCCAGCUGGCCACCAUCGACCAGCAGCUGAAGCGGGCGGAGGCAGACCUGAGCUGGGAGGCAGAGAGCGUGUGGGAGUACAUCCAGGAGACCCGGGACCAGGUGCACGACCUGGAGAAGCGGGUCCAGCGGGCCAAGGACAACGUGGACCUCAUCAAGAAGAUCAUGGAGGAGUGGUCCAAGACGGCGCUCUACGAGCGCAAGGAGCUCAAGGACUCGGCACUCCUGGCGUUGGAUGACCGGGAAGAAAGGCUGAACAAAAGAUACAAUGAAAUCACUGCUGACGGAGAAAAAAUACACACAUUCGUCAAGGAAAACUGUGAGCUGUUCAAAGCCGACCCCAGCAGCGAUAUCUGGAAGGCGUACAUCGAUUAUGUAGACGACAUGCUCGUUGAUGGCUUCUUUGCUUGCAUCAACUGCAGCAUGACCUACAUGCUGGAGAACACAGACACUAAGUGUCUGUCACCGCUCUUCGAAGCCAAACUAGAACUGCAGGCUCCUGACAUGGUGUUUGUCCCGUCGCUAGACUAUGGUGUCGCCGACGGCUUCUACGACCUUGUUGAGAUGCUGAUCAGUGACAUCUACAAGAUGGCGUCCCUGGUGAAGAGGUUAGCAGAGCACAAUGGCUCCGAACAUUACCAGAGUGACCUGGAAGAGAUGCUGGAUCUCCAGGACAUGAGGCAAGAGUUGAUGGACCGCGUCAACACCAUCAUGAACAAGGCCCAGGAGUACCGCAAUUCCUUUGAUAACUACGCCUACCUGUGGGUGGACGACCGCAAAGAGUUCAUGCGGCAGUUCCUGCUCUACAACCACGUGCUAACCACCGAGGAGAUCGAGGCUCAUGCGGAGGAUGGGGUGCCCGAGUGCCCGCCGACGCUGGACCAGUUCAAGGAGCAGGUUGACUCUUACGAGAAGAUCUACAGCGAGGUGGAUGAGAUUGGUGCCAUCCACGUCUUUGACACAUGGUUCCGUGUGGACGGCCGACCGUUCAAGCAGGCCCUGCUCAACAUCAUCAAGAAAUGGAGCUUCAUGUUCAAGCAGCACCUGAUCGAUCAUGUGACCAACAGCUUGAGCGAACUCCAAGACUUCAUCAAAACGGCCAACAGUGGCCUGACGAAGCCUGUGGAGGAAGGCGACUACAACGGCCUGGUGGAAUGUAUGGGUCACCUGAUGGCGGUCAAGGACCGACAGGCGGCCACCGACGAGAUGUUUGAGCCACUCAAGCAGACCAUCGAGCUGCUCAAGACCUACGACCAAGAGAUGCCCGAGGAAGUCCACACGCAGCUGCAGGAACUACCCGAGCAGUGGAACAACACCAAGAAGAUUGCCAUCACCGUCAAGCAGCAGGUGGCACCCCUGCAGGCCAACGAGGUCUCCAUCAUACGCAGGAAGUGCACGUCAUUCGACGUCAAGCAACACGAGUUCAGAGAGAAGUUCCGCAAGGAAGCGCCGUUCAUCUUCGAUUUCAAAGAUCCGUACCGGGCUCUGGACGAGUGUCACAUGACGAUCUUUGAGAUGGAGAACGAGAUGGCCAAGCUGCAGGAGUCGGCAGGCCUGUUUGAGGUGAACGUGGCCGACUACAAGCAGCUCAAGGCCUGCCGCAAGGAGGUGCGACUCCUCAAGACGCUGUGGGACAUGAUCAUCAUCGUCCGCUCCAGCAUUGAUGACUGGAAGACCACCCUCUGGCAGCAGAUCAAUGUAGAGCAGAUGGAGAUGGACUGUAAGAAAUUUGCCAAGGACAUCCGCUCCCUGGACAAGGAGAUGCGGGCCUGGGAUGCCUACUCGGGGCUGGAGUCCACCGUCAAGAACAUGCUGACCUCGCUGAGGGCCGUCAGUGAGCUUCAGAACCAGGCCAUCAGGGACAGACAUUGGCAGCAACUCAUGCAGGCCACAAAGGUGAAGUUCGUCAUGGACGAGGAGACCACACUCUCGGACCUGCUGGCCCUCAACCUGCACAACUUUGAGGACGAGGUGCGCAACAUCGUGGACAAAGCCGUCAAGGAGAUGAGCAUGGAGAAGGUGCUGAAGGAGCUGGACGCCACCUGGUCCACCAUGGAGUUUGAGUACGACAAGCACCCGCGGACGGGUAUCCCUGCGCUGCGCUCCAGCGAGGAGCUAAUCGAGACCCUGGAAGACAAUCAGGUGCAACUCCAGAACUUGAUGACCUCCAAGUACAUAGCCCACUUCCUGGAGGAGGUGUCCGGCUGGCAGAAGAAGCUGUCCAUCGCCGACUCGGUCAUCAGCAUCUGGUUUGAGGUGCAGCGGACCUGGUCCCACCUGGAGAGCAUCUUCAUCGGCUCCGAGGACAUCCGCAGUCAGCUGCCAGAAGACUCCAAGAGAUUUGACGGCAUCGAUGCUGACUUCAAGGAUCUGAUGAACGAAGCUGAGAAGACACCAAAUGUUGUGCAGGCUACCAACAAAGAGGGACUCUUUGAGAGACUGGAAGGCCUACAAGCAAAGCUGACCAUCUGUGAGAAGGCCCUGGCUGAAUAUCUGGAGACCAAGCGGCUGGCCUUCCCCCGCUUCUACUUUGUGUCCUCCGCCGAUCUGCUGGACAUCCUGUCCAACGGCAACAACCCUACCCUGGUGCAACGCCAUCUGGCCAAGCUGUUUGACAACAUGGCCAAGCUGAAGUUCCAGCAGGACGACGAAGGCAACAACACCAAGGAGGCACUGGGCAUGUACAGCAAGGAAGGGGAGUACGUGGACUUUGAUGCGCCCUGCGAGUGCGUCGGCCAGGUUGAGGUGUGGCUGAACCGUUUGAUGGACACCUCCCGUUCCACCGUCCGCAACCUCUUCAACGAGGGCGUCAACACCUACGAGGAGAAGCCGCGAGAGCAGUGGCUGUACGACUUUGCCGCCCAGGUCGCCCUGGCCUCAACCCAGGUCUGGUGGUCCACAGAGGUCAACAUCGCCUUCGCCAGGUUGGAGGAAGGCCACGAGAACGCCCUGAAGGAGUACAACAAGAAACAGAUCCAGCAGCUCAACACCCUGAUCAACCUCCUGGUCGGCGAUCUGUCCAAGGGCGACCGGCAGAAGAUCAUGACCAUCUGUACCAUCGAUGUGCACGCCCGUGACGUGGUGGCUAAACUUGUCUCCAACAAGAUUGAGAACUCCCAAGCUUUCCAGUGGUUGAGCCAGCUUCGCCAUCGUUGGGACGAUGACCAAAAGCACUGUUUUGCCAACAUCUGCGAUGCCCAGUUCCGAUACUCUUACGAGUACCUGGGCAACACGCCUCGUCUCGUCAUUACGCCUCUCACUGACAGAUGCUACAUCACCUUGACCCAGUCCCUACAUCUGAUUAUGAGCGGGGCACCGGCUGGGCCGGCCGGUACUGGCAAGACCGAGACCACCAAGGAUCUGGGCAGAGCCCUGGGCAUCAUGGUCUAUGUCUUCAACUGCUCCGAGCAGAUGGACUACAAGUCUUGCGGCAACAUCUACAAGGGUCUGUCUCAGACGGGCGCCUGGGGCUGCUUUGACGAGUUCAAUCGCAUCUCGGUGGAGGUGCUGUCCGUGGUGGCCGUCCAGGUCAAGUGUGUACAGGACGCCAUCCGAGAUAAGAAGUCACGAUUCAACUUCCAGGGCACAGAGAUCAAGAUGGUGCCCACAGUGGGCAUCUUCAUCACCAUGAACCCGGGCUACGCAGGCAGGACCGAGCUGCCUGAGAACCUCAAAGCCCUCUUCAGACCCUGUGCCAUGGUGGUGCCUGACUUUGAGCUGAUCUGCGAGAUCAUGUUGGUGUCGGAGGGCUUCCAAGAGGCCCGGCUGCUUGCCCGCAAGUUCAUCACCCUGUACACGCUGUGCAAAGAGCUGCUCUCCAAACAAGAUCACUACGAUUGGGGUCUGCGUGCUAUCAAGUCGGUUCUUGUGGUGGCAGGCUCCCUCAAGCGCGGCGACAAGGAGCGGCCCGAGGACCAGGUGCUCAUGCGGGCCCUGCGCGACUUCAACAUCCCCAAGAUCGUCACCGACGACAUGCCGGUCUUCAUGGGCCUGAUCGGUGACCUGUUCCCGGCCCUGGACGUGCCCCGCAAGCGUCAGCUCGACUUCGAGAAGCUGGUCAAGAAGUCCACCGUGGAGCUGAAGUUGCAGGCCGAGGACAACUUCAUCCUCAAGGUGGUGCAGCUGGAAGAACUGCUCGCCGUCCGGCACUCGGUGUUCGUCAUCGGAAACGCCGGCACAGGGAAGAGCAAGGUACUGAAGGUGCUGAAUCGUACCUACUACAACAUGAAACAGAAACCAGUCAUGCAGAUCCUGAACCCCAAAGCCGUGACCAACGACGAGCUCUUUGGCAUCAUCAACCCAGCCACUCGGGAGUGGAAAGACGGCCUGUUUUCCGUGAUCAUGCGUGACCUGAGUAACCUCACCCACGAUUACAACAAGUGGAUUGUUCUGGACGGUGACAUAGAUCCAAUGUGGAUUGAGUCGCUCAACACCGUUAUGGACGACAAUAAGGUCUUGACCCUUGCCAGCAAUGAACGUAUUCCCCUAACUCCAUCCAUGCGUCUGCUGUUCGAGAUCAGCCACCUGCGGACGGCCACGCCGGCCACCGUGUCCAGGGCUGGUAUCCUGUACAUCAACCCGUCUGAUCUGGGCUGGAACCCGGUUGUGACCAGUUGGAUCGAAACCAGAGAGGUGCAGUCGGAGCGUGCCAACCUGACCAUCCUCUUUGACAAGUACCUGCCGCCCGUGCUGGACACGCUCAGAAUCCGAUUCAAGAAGAUCAUUCCUAUUCCCGAGCAAAGCAUGGUACAGAUGCUGUGCUACCUGCUGGAGGUGCUCCUGACGCCGGAGAACACGCCCCCCGACUGCCCCAAGGAGCUGUACGAGCUGUACUUUGUCUUUGCCAGCAUCUGGGCCUUUGGAGGAGCCAUGUUUCAAGAUCAGUUGGUGGAUUACCGUGUGGAGUUCAGUAAGUGGUGGGUGACUGAGUUUAAGACCAUCAAGUUCCCCGGCCAAGGGACCGUCUUCGAUUACUACAUCGACCCCACCUCCAAGAAGUUUACCCCUUGGACCGAGAUGGUGCCCAAGUUUGAGCUGGACUCCGAGAUCCCCCUGCAGGCUGUGUUGGUCCAUACUGCAGAGACCACCCGCGUCCGUUACUUUAUGGACCUGCUCAUGGCCAACGGUCGCCCUGUCAUGCUCGUAAGCAACGCCGGUCUUGGCAAGAGCGUACUGGUCGGAGACAAACUGAACGCCUUGUCGGAUGACUUCAUGGUGGCCAAUGUGCCCUUUAACUACUACACUACGUCCGAGAUGUUGCAAGGCGUCCUGGAGAAGCCCUUGGAGAAGAAGGCCGGCCGCAACUUCGGGCCCCCGGGCACCAAGAAGCUGGUCUACUUCAUCGACGACAUGAAUAUGCCAGAGGUGGACACGUACGGCACCGUGCAACCCCACACGUUGAUCCGCCAGCACAUGGACUACAAAUGCUGGUAUGAUCGGACUAAACUCUCGCUCAAGGAGAUCCACAACUGCCAGUACGUGUCCUGCAUGAACCCAACCGCCGGCAGCUUCACCAUCAACUCCCGUCUCCAGCGCCACUUCUGCGUCUUUGCCCUGAGCUUCCCCGGUGCCGACGCCCUGCAGCACAUCUAUAGCAGCAUCCUGACCCAGCACUUGGCCAUGAUCAGCGCCCCCCAGGCCAUUCAGAAGAUGGCUGGCACGGUGGUCAACGCCGCCCUGGAGCUGCACAAGAAGGUCGCCCAGACCUUCCUGCCUACGGCCAUCAAGUUCCACUACAUCUUCAACCUUAGGGAUCUGUCCAACAUCUUUCAGGGUCUGCUUUACUCCACCCCCGAUUGCCUGAAAACCCCACUGGAUUUUGUACGUCUGUGGCAACACGAGGCCACCAGGGUGUACGGUGACAAGAUGGUGGACGACAAAGAUAUUGAGACCUUCGAGAAGACGGUGCAAGACUAUGGCAAGAAGUACUUUGAGGAUGUGGAUGAGAAAGCCCUGACUGCCAAGCCCAACAUCUUCUGCCACUUUGCCAGCGGCAUAGGAGACCCCAAAUACCUGCCUAUUCCAGACUGGCCAGACCUCAGCAAGCUCCUGGUGGAGGCGUUGGACAGCUACAACGAGAUCAACGCCGUCAUGAACCUGGUGCUGUUCGAAGAUGCCAUGCAGCACGUCUGUCGCAUCAACCGCAUCCUGGAGUCACCCCGUGGCAACGCGCUCCUGGUGGGCGUCGGAGGCAGCGGCAAGCAGAGUCUGGCCCGUCUGGCGGCCUACAUCAGCAGCUUGGAGGUCUUCCAGAUCACCCUCCGGAAGGGCUACGGCAUCCCUGAUCUCAAGCUUGAUCUGGCCUCGACCUGUCUCAAGGCCGGCCUGAAGAACAUUGGCACCGUCUUCCUGAUGACAGACGCUCAGGUAGCCGACGAGAAAUUCCUGGUCCUCAUCAACGACCUGCUGGCCUCGGGUGAGAUCCCCGGCCUACUGGCUGACGACGAGUUGGAGAACGUCAUCGCCGGGGUCCGCAACGAGGUCAAAGGUCAGGGCCUACAAGACACCAGGGAUAACUGCUGGAAGUUCUACAUUGACAGGCUGCGUCGCCAGCUGAAGGUGGGUAUGUGUUUUUUUACGCCCUUGGUGAAGUCACGGUUCCCAGCCACGCUAUCAUGCUUUGGUAUUUUUGUUUUUCCUUGUUUUUCACAUCAUCGAUUGCCGUACAUUAUUUGCCGAUUUCAGCCGGAACUGAAAGGCUCGGUGGCCGAGUUCAUGGCCUACGUCCACACCAGCGUGAACGAGAUGAGCAAGAUCUACCUGCAGAAUGAGCGGCGCUACAACUACACCACUCCCAAGAGCUUCCUGGAGCAGAUCAAGCUGUACCAGAACCUGCUGGGCCAGAAGAGCAAGGAGCUGACGGCCAAGAUGGAGCGUCUGGAGAACGGUCUGACCAAGCUGCAGAGCACCGCUCAGCAGGUGGACGACCUGAAAGCGAAGCUGGCCUCCCAGGAGGCGGAGCUGAAGAUCAAAAAUGAGGAUGCUGACAAGCUGAUUCAGAUUGUGGGAGUAGAGACGGAGAAGGUCAGCAAGGAGAAGGCCAUCGCCGACGAGGAGGAGAUCAAGGUUGCCGCCAUCAACGAAGCCGUCUCUAAGAAGGCUAAAGAGUGUGAGGAGGACCUCGCCAAGGCCGAACCGGCCCUGAAGGCUGCCCAGGAAGCCUUGAAUACGCUGAAUAAGAACAACCUGACAGAGUUGAAGUCGUUCGGCUCCCCACCGACCCAGGUCGUCCUCGUAACAGCUGCAGUGAUGGUCCUCCUGGCUCCCAAUGGCAAAGUGCCCAAGGACAAGAGUUGGAAGGCCGCUAAGGUCAUGAUGGCAAAGGUGGAUGCCUUUUUGGACUCGCUCAUCAAUUACGACAAGGAGCACAUCCAUGAGAACAGCCUGAAGGCCAUGCGGCCCUACCUGGACAACUCCGACUUUGACCCCGAGCUGAUCCGCAGCAAGUCCCUGGCGGCCGCCGGCCUGUGCUCCUGGGCCAUCAACAUCGUCCGGUUCUACGAGGUGUACUGCGACGUGGAGCCCAAGCGUAUCGCCCUACAGAAGGCCAACGAUGAGCUGCAGGCUGCCCAGGAGAAGCUGGCUCUCAUCAAGGCCAAAAUCCAGGAUCUGGAUGCCAAUCUGGCCGAGCUGACGGCCAAGUUUGAGAAGGCCACCGGCGACAAGCUGAAGUGCCAGCAGGAGGCCGAGGCCACCAGCUUGACCAUCACCCUGGCUAACCGUCUGGUGGGUGGCCUGGCCUCGGAGAAUGUCCGUUGGGGUGAGGCAGUGGCCGCUUUCAAAGAAGCCGAAAAGACACUGCCUGGUGACGUGCUCCUGAUCACUGCCUUUGUGUCCUACAUGGGCUGCUUCACCAAGAGCUUCCGUGUUGAGCUGAUGGAUAACAUGUGGCUGCCCUUCAUUAAAGCGCAGAAGACGCCAAUCCCCACCACUGAGGGCCUGGACCCGCUCAGCUUGCUGACAGACGAUGCCACCAUUGCCAGCUGGAACAACGAGAGCCUGCCCAGCGACCGCAUGUCCACCGAGAACGCCACCAUCCUGUCCAGCUGCGAGCGCUGGCCGCUCAUGAUCGACCCCCAGCUGCAGGGCAUCAAGUGGAUCAAGACCAAGUACGGCGAUGAUCUGCGGGUGGUCCGGCUGGGCCAGCGAGGCUACCUAGACAUCAUCGAACGCGCCAUCUCCAACGGGGACACCGUACUGAUUGAGAACAUGGAAGAGUCGGUUGACCCGGUCCUUGACCCCGUACUGGGACGAAACACCAUCAAGAAAGGAAGGUACAUCAAGAUCGGCGAGAAGGAGGUUGAGUACAACCCUCUGUUCCGCUUGAUCCUGCACACCAAGCUGGCCAACCCCCACUACAAGCCCGAGAUGCAGGCCCAGACCACCCUCAUCAACUUCACCGUCACCCGGGACGGUUUGGAGGACCAGCUACUGGCAAACGUGGUGGCCCAGGAACGACCCGACCUGGAGAAACUCAAGUCGGACCUGACCAAGCAGCAGAACGACUUCAAGAUCAUCCUAAAGGAGCUGGAAGACAACUUGCUGUCCCGCCUCUCCUCAGCCGAGGGCAACUUCCUGGGCGACACCGCCCUGGUGGAGAACCUGGAGACCACCAAGCGCACGGCCGCCGAGAUCGAGGUCAAGGUGGAAGAGGCCAAGGUGACGGAGGUCAAGAUCAAUGAGGCCAGGGAGCUGUACCGGCCAGCGGCCGCACGAGCCUCCUUGCUCUACUUCAUCCUGAAUGACUUGAACAAGAUCAACCCCAUCUACCAGUUCUCCCUCAAGGCCUUCAAUGUGGUCUUCUCCAAGGCCAUUGAGAGAGCCGAGCCGGCGGAGGACGUCAAGGAGCGCGUCAUGAACCUGAUCGACUUCAUCACCUACUCCGUCUUCAUCUACACCACCAGGGGGCUGUUUGAGCAGGACAAGCUCAUCUUCACCACCCAGGUUGCCUUCCAGAUUCUUCUGAUGAAGAAGGAGAUCAACCCGUUGGAGUUGGACUUCCUGCUGCGCUUCCCCUCCCAGGUCAACGUCACCAGCCCCGUGGACUUCCUGUCCAACUCAGCCUGGGGUGCCAUCAAGUCCCUCGCCGCCAUGGAGGAAUUCCGUAACCUGGACAGGGACAUCGAGGGCUCGGCCAAACGCUGGAAGAAGUUCGUGGAGAGCGAGUGCCCAGAGAAGGAGAAAUUCCCCCAGGAAUGGAAGAACAAGUCCUCCCUGCAGAAGUUGUGCAUGAUGCGGGCCCUACGCUCAGACAGAAUGACCUAUGCCGUCAGAAACUUCAUCGAGGAGAAGUUGGGCACGAAGUACGUGGAGAACCGCCCCAUGGACUUUGCCAAGUCCUUCGAGGAGACGGGGCCGGCCACGCCUGUCUUCUUCAUCCUGUCGCCGGGCGUGGACCCGCUAAAGGACGUGGAAGCCCUGGGCAAGAAGCUGGGCUUCACCUUCGACAACAAGAACUUCCACAACGUGUCGCUUGGUCAGGGCCAGGAGAUUGUGGCCGAGCAGUCCAUGGACCUGGCUGCCAAGGAAGGCCACUGGGUCAUUCUUCAGAACAUCCACUUGGUGGCCAGGUGGCUGAGCACCCUGGAGAAGAAGCUGGAAGCCACCGGCGAGGGCAGCCAUCCUGACUACCGUGUCUUCAUGAGUGCUGAGCCAGCCGGCACUCCAGAGAGCCACAUCAUACCACAGGGCAUCUUGCAAGCCUCCAUCAAGAUCACGAACGAGCCCCCCACGGGCAUGUUCGCCAACCUCCACAAGUCCCUGGACAACUUUGACCAGGACACCCUGGAGAUGUGCGCCCGGGAGGCCGAGUUCAAGGCCAUCCUCUUCUCUCUCUGCUACUUCCACGCCGUGGUGGCCGAGCGCCGUAAAUUUGGCCCGCAGGGCUGGAAUCGAGUCUACCCCUUCAACACCGGCGACCUGACCAUCUCCGUCAACGUGUUGUACAACUACUUGGAGGCAAAUUCUAAGGUACCGUGGGAGGAUCUGCGUUACCUGUUCGGUGAGAUCAUGUACGGGGGUCAUAUCACCGAUGAUUGGGAUCGACGUUUGUGCCGGACCUACCUUGAGGAAUACAUGCAGCCGGAUAUGCUUGACGGUGAGGUUUACCUGGCCCCCGGCUUCCCCAUUCCCCCCAACUCGGACUACGUCGGUUACCACCUGUACAUUGACGAGGUGCUGCCCCCGGAGAGCCCGUACCUGUACGGUCUGCACCCCAAUGCCGAGAUCGGCUUCCUGACCACCACUUCCGACAACCUCUUCAAGGUGGUGCUGGAGAUGCAGCCUAGGGACAGCGGGGCUGGAGCAGGCGCAGGCACCAGCCGUGAGGAGAAGAUCAAGGCUCUGCUAGACGAGAUCAUGGAGAAGCUGCCAGACGAGUUCAACAUGCUGGAGAUCAUGGGCAAAGUGGAGGAGCGGACCCCGUACAUCGUGGUGGCCUUCCAAGAGUGUGAACGCAUGAACAUGCUCACCUCUGAGAUCAGGCGCUCCCUCAAGGAAUUGGAUCUCGGGUUAAAGGGCGAGCUUACCAUCACAUCAGACAUGGAGGAACUUAGCAACGCCCUGUUCUUGGACCAGGUGCCAGCUUCCUGGAGCAAGCGAGCCUACCCGAGCAUGCUGGGUCUGUCCAGCUGGUACGCCGACCUGCUGCUGCGCAUCAAGGAGCUAGAGAGCUGGACGGCCGACUUUGCCCUGCCCACUGUGGUCUGGCUUGGUGGCUUCUUCAACCCCCAGAGCUUCCUGACGGCCAUCAUGCAGUCCAUGGCCCGCAGGAACGAGUGGCCGCUGGACAAAAUGUGCCUGCAGUGCGACGUGACCAAGAAGAACAAGGAGGACUUCAGCAGUGCCCCCCGGGAGGGGGCCUACGUCCACGGACUCUUCAUGGAAGGGGCUCGCUGGGACACCCAGACGGGGAUGAUCGCCGACGCUCGCCUGAAGGAGCUGACUCCCACCAUGCCGGUCACCUUCAUCCGCGGCAUCUCAGUGGACAAGCAAGAGACCCGUAACAUUUAUGAGUGUCCGGUGUAUAAGACCAAGCAGCGUGGGCCCACGUUUGUCUGGACAUUCAACCUGAAGACCAAAGAGAAGCCAGCCAAAUGGACGCUGGCCGGAGUCGCUCUGCUGCUCCAAGUCUAACCAGGAAUCUCCCAAAAUGCAGACACCAUUCAGAAAUGGAUACAAAUUCAUUUGUUCUUUUCGCGUGUUUUUUCAUCCAUUCUAUACAAAGAUUGAAUUUUUAAGGACCAAAAAGUUUUCCAGAUUUCUGAUGUUGAAGAAAGUGUUAUCUUAAUGUUUUUGUUUGACCAAACAUUUCGUUAGCAAGCUUUAAGUGUUCUGCUUUCUAUAGUCAGCUCAUACAUUGCAGAUGUUAUGGUCUAGAUUAUGGCAUACGUUGCAGCUGUUAUGGUCUAGAUUAUGGCAUACAUUGCAGCUGUUAUGGUCUAGAUUAUGGCAUACGAAGCAGCUGUUACGGUCUAGAUUAUGGCAUACGUUGCAGCUGUUAUCGUCUAGAUUAUGGCAUACGUUGCAGCUGUUAUGGUCUAGAUUAUGGCAUACGUUGCAGCUGUUAUGGUGUAGAUCAUAGUAAACUUGCCGUGAAGUGGAGACAGCAAGGUUGAAACUGGACUCAUUUAUAGUCUAGAGGAGUAAUUUACAAUACAAUGCUCUACGGAAUGUUCUUUUUUGGUAAUGUGCAGUAUCAAACACAGGUGCAUUUGAAGCCCUGUGAACUCACUCAAUGUUCUCCACGAAGAUGUAUCUUUGAAAAGGUUAGUCAAACAAAAACAAAAUUGUAAAAAAUUGCAAAGUCCUCAAUACUCUACAAACAGCAUUGAAAUGAUUCAACUAAAUGUGGCACAUUGUAUUGUAGAUCACUUGUGCUGAAUGUAGAUAGCGCAAUAAGAUUUGCUUAUCAAAAUGGAUUUGUGUAAAGCACAGUUGUUCCACAGCAUUAUUUAAAUGCAAUAAGGUGCCGUUUGGGAUUGUUUACCCCUAACAGUCCUCAAUCGUUCACCUGUUGGAGGACUGAGGAUUGUUAGGGAUAAGGGACCAUUGAAAGUACAAUGAAUAAUCAAAUAUGAUUUCAGCUGGAUUGACAUAAGUAACUUCAUUCUGAGCAUGAUGCAAAAGAUAUCCAGUGUAUUUUAAAGAAGCCGCGUGAGGAAUUCGGUGCAUUCCUGUUCAAAAUUCUGGCGUUAUGAAUUCUGGUUUUACAAGCACAGAUGUACAUAGAAGUGAUGUAAAUAUUUCUGAUAUCAUUCUAAUGUUCACAACCUUUUCCAGCUUGUUUUCCCCAGCAGUUUUAUUCAAGAAACUAAGCUUUGUUGCAUUGUUUAAUUUGGCACAUUAAACAUAAAUGCAGGUGCCAUCCUUAAUUUUUCUCGAAAAUACUUUAUCAGUUCUCAAACGCUGGGUGAAAAUUAAAUAUAUUCUUGGCUAAAAUUGUACCUCAGAGAAGUUUGAAUGGUUAAGUGCUAUUUAGCUUUGAUAUUAAAUUUUCAUCUAUGAUGGUUGUGUGUGUAUUCAGCAGUUGUACAUAUCUCUCUCUUGUUUCCAUCCAAAAUGCAUCUGUGUGUUCGAGCAUUAACCCUAACCCUCCUCAAUCCUUCACCUGUUGGAGGACUGAGGAGUGUUAGGGUUAAAGAUACUUGCUGUAGGAUUUCUUACUGAAAAGUUUGAAGUAGUGUAGAAAAAUUAAUCUGAAAAACAAAAUCCAAGUUCUACACAUAAAUUUGUAUUCAUAAUACAAACACAGUUUGCCGUCCAUGUAUAUGUAUACUUCCAUACUACGAAUGCAAAUUUGAGAUGGUUUUUGGUUGUAGAGUGUUUUUUGAUGAAUAUGUUCGAUCUAAACACCUUGACUUUUUAAUAUUGCAGUCUUCAAACUAGUGUGACUUAAAUACCACUGCUUUCCGUCCAGAAUUAUAAACAUUCAAAGUAUAUUUUUGGCCUAUGAAGACAUUUCAAAUUGAAAGCUUUAAAUUAAGUGUUACAAAAGGAUGAAUAAAAUGUGAUGUUCAAAAUAAUGGUAGUGAAAGAGAGUGUGAGUUUUAGAUUUGUUUCGUAUUAAAAAGCUGUAUUAAAAAGAAUGAAUGACAGGAACAUGUGAACGUGU